AUGGAUUCAUAUGAUAAACUCAAGCCGUACGGCAUUGCAAUUAAUGGUUGCAUUGACGGCUUCAGUCGGUUUGUGUUGUGGAUGGAAGCGUACAAUACAAACAGUGACCCCAAAGUUAUUGCCGACUACUACAUUUCCACUGUAACCCGCAUGGGGGGUUGUCCCGAGCGACUGCGCGCCGACCCAGGAACGGAAAAUGGACACGUCAAAGACAUGCAAAUUUUCCUGCGCAGAAACCACACGGACAGUUAUGCAGGAGAGAAAAGUUUUAUGUAUGGAUGCAGCACGGCAAAUCAACGCAUAGAAGCAUGGUGGGGCAUCCUGCGUAAACAAAGUGGACAACUUUGGAUGGACAUCUUUCAGACCCUCAAAGGCGAUGGGCAUUUCUCUGGUGAUUUCUUGGACAAAAAUCUUAUGCAGUUCUGCUUCUUGAACCUUGUCCAGAAUGAGCUAGAUGAAGUUGUGAGAACAUGGAACACCCACCAAAUAAGACCACGACCAGGCCAGGGAUUGCCCGCAGUUCGCCCAGUUCUGAUGUUCGCUUUGCCAGAAAUUCAUGGUGCAACAGAAGACAAGCUCAAAUCUGUUUGUCCUGAAGAAGUAGCAUCUUGCAAAGAGGAGUGCUCCCCAAAGGGGCAAUACCCCUGUGACAAGACUGUAUUUGAGCUCUGUGUACUUCUUAUGGAAGAAAAAGGAUUAACUGCUCCUGUGGACCCAUACCUUGCAGCUGAACUGUACACUCUGUUAAGAAAUGAGAUACUAGAGAAUAUCUAG
Labeo rohita (rohu) is the source of this 774-nucleotide messenger RNA. RefSeq lists its product as uncharacterized. Lineage: Eukaryota; Metazoa; Chordata; Actinopteri; Cypriniformes; Cyprinidae. The record is from RefSeq and is a predicted model, not a curated record. The transcript has 2 exons. Bases 1 to 774 code for a protein of 257 amino acids.